Molecule: messenger RNA, 954 nt
Organism: Dentiscutata erythropus
Lineage: Eukaryota; Fungi; Glomeromycota; Glomeromycetes; Diversisporales; Gigasporaceae
Source: the annotation of a GenBank genome assembly
AUGAAUUUUCCGCGUGUGAGCAAAAAUAUUUAUCCUUGUGUAUCUGUUCACGUGAAUACAUUUGGCAUUCCAGUCACACCAAAUGAUUAUAAUAAUAAAUUUUCUUACUUAUAUCAAAAAUAUGGAGAUAUUUGUGAAUUCAGAUUAGGUGGUUACAGAAGAAUAGUUCUCUCUAAACCAGAUUAUUUUGAGAAUUUAUUACCUCUUUCAAAGAAUUUGGCAAUAUUUACAAAACAUGAAUAUUCACCGGGUGUAAAUAUGCUUGGAAAUUUUGGACGAGGAAUGUUUCUUAAUAAUAAUUAUGAAAGUUGGAAGAUUAAUAAAUAUUUUCUUUUACAAUCAAUUUCAACUCCUGGUUUUAAUGAAGAAGUUAUAAAAAGUACCAUUGAAUCAUUUGAAAAAUUGGAUGGAUAUUGGAAUUCACUUAAAGAAUCUCAAUCAUGUGAUGAUGAUUGGUUACAAAUGGAUCUUUUAAAAUGGACAAGUAGAUUUAUGACUGAUAUUAUUUCGACCAUAACAACCGGUGAGCGAGGUUGUUCAAUGGAAACUUAUUAUAAUACAUUUAAUGAUAAAUCUAAACUUGAAAACUCUCCUUUUGAUGAUCCUAAAUUAUAUAAUUCUGAUAAAUUCACCCGAGCACUCGUGGCUUAUACGAGAGGACUAGCGUCCUUUUAUUAUAUUCAUCCAUUCUUUAUACGUAAUGUGCCUUAUUAUAAAAAUAAGGCAAAUAUUCUUCAAAAAAACAAAGAUUAUGUAAUAAAAACGUUGGAUAGUAUGAUCGAAAGGAGAAAAUUCGAUUUUGCAAAUACUCCUCAGAAAUUAAAGUCAAAAAAUGAUUUAUUAACUCUUCUUAUUAAUCAUGAUGCAAAGAGUAAGAUGGUUGAGUCUUUAUCUGAUGAAAAUAUUAGAGCACUUUUAUGUGACACUUUUAUGGCUGGAUCUGAUACAGGAUAG